This is a messenger RNA of Rhopalosiphum maidis (corn leaf aphid), 1482 nucleotides long. Its product is annotated as probable lysine-specific demethylase 4B. The transcript has 8 exons. The record is from RefSeq and is a predicted model, not a curated record. Gene Ontology annotation, biological process: chromatin remodeling. The coding region runs from base 302 to 1375 and encodes 357 amino acids. Gene Ontology annotation, cellular component: nucleus. Gene Ontology annotation, molecular function: histone H3K9 demethylase activity; histone H3K36 demethylase activity. Lineage: Eukaryota; Metazoa; Arthropoda; Insecta; Hemiptera; Aphididae.
ACAGUCACGCACUUGGUGUGCUAUCGGUCAGUCCGGUGUAGUUGUGUUUUAACAAUUGACGGUUGUUCUCCGCCGGUUCUCCUUUAUUAUUUCAUUUACACCAUACUUUGUGUUAUACAUAUUUUUUGUAACUCGCCCACCAUUUUUAAUUUCUUACCUAAUCGGCGGAGAAUAAGCUACUGAAAUCGCGGCUGCCUCCAUCCAUCGCAGUUUUUAUAAUUAUCAACUACCAUCGCAGCUCUAAGAGCAAUAUCCAUUUUAAAAAAUAACUAGUAGCCAGUUGGUAUUCAAUUUUUUCAGUAUGUCUAGUAGAGGUAUUCAUAAAAAUGAAUUAAGAAAAAUUAUGAUAUUCAGACCAAACUGGUCUGAAUUUCAAAAUUUCAGUCAAUAUGUGGAUUACAUGGAAAGUCAGGGAGCUCAUAGAGCUGGUAUCGCCAAAGUUAUUCCACCACCAGAAUGGAUCCCUAGGAAAGAGAGCUAUUAUAGUGAUGAUAUAAUGAGUAUGCUUAUCCCUGCACCAAUCUGUCAAGAUGUCCGAGGUAAAACAGGGGUAUUUCAACAACUUAACAUUCAAAAGAAAGCUAUGACAGUAGCACAGUAUAAACGAAUGGCCGAGUCAGAUGAAUAUAAAGCACCAUACUAUUUUGACUAUGCAGAUCUUGAAAGAAAAUAUUGGAAAAAUAUAGUUUAUAAAUGUCCAAUAUAUGGUGCAGAUGUGUCAGGAAGUAUUACUGAUAAAGAUGUUGAAGUAUGGAAUAUUAAUAAACUGGGCACAGUAUUAGAUUAUGUCAAUCAGGAUUACGGAAUUAAAAUUGAUGGGGUCAAUACAGCCUAUCUAUAUUUCGGAAUGUGGAAAACGUCAUUUUCAUGGCACACUGAAGAUAUGGAUUUAUACAGUAUAAAUUAUAUUCACGAAGGAAGCCCAAAGUCAUGGUAUGCAAUACCACCUGAAUAUGGACGGCGAUUUGAAAGAGUUGCUAAUGGGUUUUUUUCCGCAGACUUUUCCAUAUGUCCUGCAUAUCUUAGACAUAAAAUGUCUAUUAUAUCGCCACAGUUAUUAAAUACUCACAAUGUUCCAUUUGACAAGAUAACACAAGAGAAAGGAGAAUUUAUUAUAACAUUUCCAUAUGGGUAUCAUGCCGGAUUUAACCAUGGGUUUAAUAUGGCUGAAUCCACUAAUUUUGCAUCGCCCCGUUGGGUAGAGUAUGGAAAAAGGGCUACACUGUGUCAUUGUUGUAAGGACACAGUGAAAAUUGAUAUGGACACAUUUGUAAGGAGAUUACAACCUGAAAAAUAUGAAGACUGGCUCAAUGGUAAAGAUAUUGGUUGCCAUCCAGAAGACCCUUCUCGUAAGUUCGCAGUACGUGUGCAUUAACUUAUUUUAUAGCUUAAUUUUUUUGAGAGAAAAUUAAUUUUGGACUUCAGUAUUAAAAUGUAAAUAAUUAAAUAAUUGUUAUUGAGAGCUCUCUGCUCAAAAAGCUU